This is a messenger RNA of Necator americanus (New World hookworm), 1353 nucleotides long. RefSeq lists its product as uncharacterized. The record is from RefSeq and is a predicted model, not a curated record. The coding region runs from base 1 to 1353 and encodes 450 amino acids. NCBI's taxonomy places the organism in Eukaryota, Metazoa, Nematoda, Chromadorea, Rhabditida, Ancylostomatidae. The transcript has 10 exons.
AUGCGCAAACCUCCUGAUUUUGUCUCAUUCACUGUCGCCCAUUUCACAACGGAUCUGACAGCUUUUGGCUUACGAGAGAGUGACAGGUCAGCUGUCUCGAAGUCAUCUCUGCCUUUCCCGAACACCAUGCAGCUUUUCUAUUUUAUAUUGUGGACAAUAUUCCUAUAUGUUCUUUCUGAUCCAUGCGGAGACGAGUGGACAUUCGUGACGCGUUUACAUUCCUGCUACCUGGCACCGCACCAACCGCUCCCAUGGCACGAGGCCGAGCACCACUGCUUGACUGAAGGCGGUCAUUUGGUCUCCGUGAACAGCGCAGAAGAAUCACAAUUCGUAAGGGCACUAGCAAACCAGCAUAAUCCACAAUUUCUCACAUGGAUUGGAUUGAAUCGGCGAGCCAAUUUGAACUACACACAUCAACCAUGGUUGUGGUCUAACGGAGACCCUGUUGAUUUUACAAAUUUUCAAAUAGGUGAACCCUCAGAAUGGGGUGACUGCGUGGCUUUAUCCUCAUCUAUGGAAGCUAGUGGGUGGAUAACCAUUGACUGCGAAUACUCGCAAUUUUUCUUGUGUGAAAAAUCUGCGGACGGAAUUCCGCCAGUUGUAAUGACCACCGAUACGGGAGAGUUCUACAGUCCUGGAUACCCUGAUAACUAUCCCGACCAUUCAUUGGCCUACUACUUCAUAGAGCUGCCACCACAUCAGAGGGUUCUCAUUACGGUAGAGUUCAUCGUUAGCGAAAAACACCGCGAUAUCCUUCAAAUUUUUGACGGAACAUUUGAGGGAAGUCCCAUUUUGGCGAGGUUGUCUGGAAUUCAUCAUAACAAUUCAUUUUUAUCUCAGUCAAACACUAUAAUGGUGUUAUUUUCAAGCGAUGGAAGUGGAAGUGGUGCUGGAUUUAAGGCACGAUACUCAUCAUGGAGUGUACCACCUCUGGAGCGACUUCAAGGAGAAGGGUCGGUUGUGGAGAGCUCAAAUUUCCCUGAUUUUGCACCUCCAUUCACUCUUCAGCGUUUCCUCAUCUUGUGUUCCAGUGAUCAACACGUUCACUUCAAUAUUACUGUACGCUUCGGCUUAUCGUCCCCGUUGCUGAUCCUAGUCUCCUCCCAGCCGACCGCAUUUAUCUCAGCUCGAAUCCUCGCCGAAAUUAAUCCACAGACGGGUCAAAACGACAUGAAGCCUGGUGCAGUUGCAUUGAAUGUAAAUAGCAACGUGCCGACACAGUUCUUCAGAAGUAUAGAGAAUGUUGUUCAUGUGGUUUUUGAGGCAAAGGAUUCAUCCGAUCUGUCAAGAUGGCGAUUCCGUUACGAUUGCGUGAGAAAAGACGGGAUUGGCGAUGAGAUUAUUAUACCAUAA